Oryza brachyantha (malo sina) is the source of this 1070-nucleotide messenger RNA. RefSeq names its product auxin-responsive protein IAA11-like. Gene Ontology annotation, cellular component: nucleus. Gene Ontology annotation, biological process: regulation of DNA-templated transcription. The coding region runs from base 108 to 809 and encodes 233 amino acids. Lineage: Eukaryota; Viridiplantae; Streptophyta; Magnoliopsida; Poales; Poaceae. Gene Ontology annotation, molecular function: protein binding. The transcript has 5 exons. The record is from RefSeq and is a predicted model, not a curated record.
UUAUCAUUUCUUCUCCAAGCCAAAGCCAAGAAUCGAGAGAGCGAGCUAGCUCAAUCUUGUGCAUUGGAGAAGAUCGAUCGAAGGGGCCGGCCGGGACCGACCGAUCAAUGGCGGGCCUCGGGUUCGAUGAGACCGAGCUCCGGCUCGGCCUCCCCGGCGGCGGGGAGGCCGCGAGGAGCUCCGGCAAGAGGGGCUUCGCCGAGACCGUCGACCUCAAGCUCAAGCUGCAGCUGGCGUCCGCACCUGCAGCCCCGGCGGACGAGCGCGAUGACGAGGAGGAGAAAGAACAGGCGGCCCACGACGCGGCGCCGCCGCCGGCCGCCGACGGGAAGACGACGAUGAAGAGGUCGCCGAGCCAGAGCAGCGUGGUCACCGCACAGCCGGACCCCGAGAAGCCGCGCGCGCCCAAGGCGCAGGCGGUUGGGUGGCCGCCGGUCAGGUCGUUCAGGAAGAACGUGCUCGCCGACAAAGCUGACAAGGCGGCGGCGGCGGCGAUGGUGAAGGUGAGCAUGGACGGCGCGCCGUACCUGAGGAAGAUCGACCUGAGGAUGUACAGGAGCUACAAGGACCUGUCCAUGGCGCUCCACAACAUGUUCACCAUCGGCUCCAGCAACGACGGCAAGCUCAAGGAUGUCGACGGGCCGGAGUUCGUGUCGACGUACGAGGACAAGGACGGCGACUGGAUGCUCGUCGGCGACGUGCCAUGGGAUAUGUUCGUCGACUCGUGCAAACGCCUCCGGAUCAUGAAAGGAUCAGAAGCCAUUGGCCUCGCACCAAGGGCAAUGGAGAAACGCAAGAGCAGAAACUGAUCAAGGAGAAGCAGCAGCAUGGCCUUGCUUCUCUCUGUAUUAUACACUAGUAUCAAGCAAUUAAAUGUUUGCUGUAAUUCAGCCAGAUUAAGCCUGUGUCAUCUCAGUUUUUUUUUCCUCUUAAGGCGUUUCGAUGUAUGUAUUUACAUGUGGGUCAGCUCCAUUUGUUAUACUAUAUAUGGAGUAUAUAUACGUCACAAAGAUGUCAUUCUUGCGUCAUCUCUUUUUUUUUCUCUUCUUUUUAAUAGUACUUAUUUUUUU